CCCUCCCAGCGCCUGGGCGCCAGUCCCUGGCAGAGGGGACGGGCUGGGACCCCAGGGUUGGGACCUGUAGGGUGCAGCCAGCAGAGGCAGAGGCACCGAAAGGAAGAAAGGCAGAGGGAGGGUAGACAGAAGGUGGUGGAGCGAGACCGAGGGCAGUCCACCGAGACCCGCAGAGAGCGCAGGCUGGCAACCGGAGCCCCGCGCCCCAGCCAGGUAGCGCGCGACCGAGGCGAGGGGACCGCGAGCCCAGGGCAGGGGACGCCGAGCCGAGCGUUUCAGGCGAGCCCCGUGGUCCAGCCCUCCCGGUCCUAGAGCGCUCCCCUCGCGGGUCGCGGGAUUUUCCUAAGUGCGGGGACAGCGCUCCUCCUCCUCCUCCGCGCAGCACGCGCCACCCAUAGCUCCGGACAGCGGAGCAGAUAUCAGCCCAACACCCCAGGCGCGCGCAGCUCGCCAUGGACCCCAAGGACCGCAAGAAGAUCCAAUUCUCUGUGCCCGCGCCCCCCAGUCAGCUCGACCCCCGCCAGGUGGAGAUGAUCCGGCGCCGGAGACCAACGCCUGCCAUGUUGUUCAGGCUCUCGGAGCAUUCUUCUCCAGAGGAGGAGGCCUCCCCGCACCAGAGAACCUCUGGAGAGGGGCACCACCCGAAGUCGAAGAGACCCAACCCCUGUGCCUACACGCCCCCGUCACUGAAAGCUGUGCAGCGCAUUGCAGAGUCCCACCUGCAGACCAUCAGCAACUUGGGCGAGAACCAGGCCUCGGAGGAGGAGGAUGAGUUAGGGGAGCUUCGGGAGCUGGGGUACCCAAGAGAGGACGAUGAAGAAGAUGAGGAGGAGGAUGAAGAGGAGGAUGAAGAGGAAGACAGCCAGGCAGAAGUCCUGAAGGGCAGCAGGGGAACUGGGGGGCAGAAGCUAACUUGUGGCCGGGGUCUGGAGGGGCCCUGGGAGCGUCCGCCUCCUCUGGAUGAGCCCCAGAGACACGGAAACUCUGAGGACCAAGUGGAAGACCGAGCAGCACUAAGUGUGUCCGGGGAGGAGCCCCAGCGCCCUGCCCGUCCUGAGCCUGGCACAUAAGCGCAGAGUCCUGCAUCUCCAGGAGGAAGUGCUCCCCAGAAACCCGCUCUGUCCCACCCCACUUUGUACCCUUUCUUUCACCUGCUAGGGCUGCGGCUUCUGACCUCCUGAAGACUAAGGCUGAUCUAUGUUUGCUUUGGCUGAAGCCCAGAGUCCCCGAUGCCUCUCCCUGCCAGUCAUUCUAUUUCCCCGGUGGGAGGGAGGAGGUGAGGGAGAGCCCACACUGGAGAACUCAGAAGGCCAGAGACAAAUAUUUGCCCUUCACAAUUCUCCUCUCCAGAUUCACUCCCCUGGGCCCAAGAGACCCACAGGGCAGGCCCCUAAGAUCUGGGGAAAGAAGGCUGAGAGCCUGCAAGUGUCCUGAACCCCCCUCCCUUCUUCCCAUGGGGGCUUUGAGCUCCCACCCCUCUCACAGACGUCUACCGGGGUCCAGGUCUCAGGCAUUCUUUUCUACAGCCUCAAAAUUGGAUGUCGUCCCCUAUUGUCCACUCCUGCUGGGUGCCUGCAAGGUGGACUGGCAGAUGCUGCUUGUGGCGUUUCGCUUGUGCUGCGGUGUCAGGAAUGCCACUUAGUGUAUGUCCUUAGCGGGGCCAUACAGUGUGGGGAGCUUGGCUCCCCUUGUCCUCCAGCUGCUUGGCUCUCUUCCUUUUUCCCUGACCCCAGGCCUGAACUCCUCCUGCGCUGUAAUAAAUCUUUGUAAAUAA
This is a messenger RNA of Mesocricetus auratus (golden hamster), 1774 nucleotides long. RefSeq names its product protein phosphatase 1 regulatory inhibitor subunit 1B (gene Ppp1r1b). Lineage: Eukaryota; Metazoa; Chordata; Mammalia; Rodentia; Cricetidae. Gene Ontology annotation, cellular component: cytoplasm. The record is from RefSeq and is a predicted model, not a curated record. The coding region runs from base 453 to 1070 and encodes 205 amino acids. The transcript has 7 exons. Gene Ontology annotation, biological process: intracellular signal transduction. Gene Ontology annotation, molecular function: protein phosphatase inhibitor activity.